AUGGAUUAUUCUAAAGACCUGAUUAAGUCAUUGAAUAAUGCAAAGAAAUAUAGUCAUUGGAUUGAAAAUCUAAACAAUCCAGAAAACAAACACACGUCAACUUCCACCCCUCCCCCCGUGAUUGAUCGAAUUUCUAAUCAAUCAUUUGAAAUUCCAUUAACCUUAUCACCGAUCCUCGAACAAAUUCACAAAUUAUAA
Funneliformis mosseae is the source of this 198-nucleotide messenger RNA. Lineage: Eukaryota; Fungi; Glomeromycota; Glomeromycetes; Glomerales; Glomeraceae. The record is from the annotation of a GenBank genome assembly.